AUGUCGAGCCAGCGGGUGAUAAGUGAGUCAACAGGCCUUUACAAAUUGUCUAUUGUCAACAAGCAAAAGAACAGCACAGGUUCUGAAGAAGAAAUCACUGAGCCAACUAAACCGGAGACUCCAAAAAAGGGCCUGCCCCUAUCUUCGCCUGUCAGAAAAGGAUCCAAACUUGAAUCGUCUCCUACUAGAGGUGGAAAAGUCGAAUCAGAUGAGCCGGGAAGCUUCUCUGAGAGCUUACUAUAUGAGCUAGCGGCAAAGAGAAGACAAGUCGUUGAGCUUAAGCAACAGUUGCAGCACGCAGAAAAAGAAUUGGAAACUCUAGAACAGAAAUGCAAAAGGAUCGGACAGGCAGAGAAAACGCCAGGCUCGCCCGAGAGACUACACGAAAUUACUGCAAAACUGCAAGAUACGUGGAGAGGCGUCAACAGCAGCCCCACGGUGCUCAAAAGCAAGCAAAGUAUAAGUAACUUCUUCAACGCCAAGGACCAAGCGUUCGAAGCAGAAAACCCUCAACCACUUCCAACAAACACAAAAUCCUCUUACUCCCAAAUGAUGGCGAGCAAACUACAAAACAUAAGAAAUCAGCAGACGCAAUCACCAUUUUUGAAGAAGCUCGUAAGCAAGUGGCAAGACUUCAGCGUCAACGAGGCAGAAGAGGAAGAGUUUGAUAAUGGACGGCCAACCGACAAAUACUACAUCAAGAGCAAGCUGGACUACGAUGACGACGAAGAGAUUUCAAGUGAAAGUGAACUCGAAAUGGACAAGGCAUCAACCGCUACUGAUCUUGACGGGGGCCCUGUUGUAUCUACAUUCAAGAGAUAG
Molecule: messenger RNA, 822 nt
Organism: Lachancea thermotolerans CBS 6340
Lineage: Eukaryota; Fungi; Ascomycota; Saccharomycetes; Saccharomycetales; Saccharomycetaceae
Gene: ACF4
Product: Acf4p
Exons: 1
Coding region: 1-822 (273 amino acids)
Source: RefSeq, a predicted model, not a curated record